GUGUAGAUGUGGUUUCAGUGGUUACCCUUAACUGGUUGAGGUGACGUUUAACACUUACUGUUUGACGUCUAACUCCAAUACACAGCCUUUAAGGCUCAUAGACCUGAAAAUUUAUCAUGGUUGUCGACAUUCCCGGAUACUACUAUGAUUCUGAGAAGAAAAAGUAUUUUAAAAUCGAAAAGUCCCAUACCGCACCAGCAUCAGCAGCAUGGUCUUCUGACGAGGUGAAGCGCCGCAAGGUCCAGGACCAAGUUUGCCAUGCAAAGCAGCGCCGCGCAGACCGUCUAAAGUAUCAUAUUAAACGCAACCAUGCUAUCCAACGGCAUGUGGUUAGCAGUGAGAUCUUUAGCAGUCAACUUGGUAGCGGCCUAAGUAGCGUUGUGGCGUCCUAUGGGCCAGGGCAUCUGAGAGCAGCGGCAUGGGCGGACGGACUGGCAGAUAAAGGAUUGAUUCCGUUUGUUCCUAGCUUUGCCCGGUCAAGGUUUGCCAAUAUGUCUUGUUUCUAUGUCAGUGGUGAUGACACAAAGACGGGGAUGGGCGCCGCGUAUGCUACGCUGGAUGAGGAGACGCUGGUAGGCAGCUACAUUGAUAUGGAUGACAACGACAAAGUCAAGUUUCUGGGCAACUCAUCAAGUCGACCUGGCCACGGACUCUCGUUUCGAACAGAAAUGAUCCGGUGUCCGCAAAUAUCAUCGAUUCAAUACCAUAAACCGUCCAACAAGAUACUCCUGACAUCGAGAGAAGUAGAACCGAGUUGCGGAAUCUUUUGCUUUUCGCCGCUACUGUCUCAGCCACAUGAUAACCGCCCGUUCUGGCUUCUUGGCGAAACUGAAUACUACCAGCGAAUACCUAUCCGCGUGGGCCCUCGAGACGAAUGGCUCGUUAACAAGAGUACGCCUGCACCCCCAUCAUCCGACCUUCUCUGUGUAGUUGGCACCAAUACAGGCCUACUCCGCGUGACCUCCAACGAAACAAUGGCACACAUCUCGUCCCAUGCAAACAACCGUUCUGCUGCUGUUGGCCAAGGACACUUCCACAAGGCUGGCCGCCAGCCCAAGGAGAUCUUUGACCAGGACUUUCUCACGGGCAACCACAACGUUGUGCUGGCAGGUGGACGGCAGCCGCGUGUCUGGAUUACAGAUCUGCGUGUCCCUGAGCCGCAGUGGUCGUCCAUUGCACAUGCUAGCUCCGUCGCGCAUCUUCGCAGUGUAAACGAGCACCAGGUUGUAGUAGCGGGCCUGCGACACUCCAUGGCGCUGUAUGAUAUGCGCUUCUUCCGCGAAGAGUGCUGGCCAAACGGUUCUUCGCCGUUGCUACAGUUCCAUGGGUACCGCAACGAAGCGCACUUUCAUACAGGAUGGGAUGUAUCUACAGAUCUGGGCGUCGUGGCUGCUGCGCAUGACGAUGGUACUGUGAAGCUGUUUUCGUUGGCGUCGGGGCGGCUGCUGAAUCAAAAGGGCGACGCGCUGGGCGGGAUUCGCUCGCAGACACCGAUUAAGGCGCUCAUGUUCCAGACGAUGCCGCGGCAGAAGAUGCCGAGUCUGUUUAUUGGCGAAGGACCGUCUCUUAAGAAGUUUUCGUUUGGCGUUGACUCGUUGGAAGACGAGGCUUAAUGGUAGAAGCAUACCAGCUAAUAUUGGCUCGAUUUUGAUGUAUUAUUGUAUAUUGUUGCGUUCAUAUUAGCACUAGCAAGCGUAGUCCCUUUCGUUCUCAUUUCAUAUGGUUAUAUUUAUAAUACAGUACUUUUCACUUUUGAACCUCUUACAUUCCGAGAUUAAAUCCAUCCGCUCGCCCGUCCCCUAACGCCAAAAGAAAGUGUCUGUACAAAUACAUACACAUAACCAAUUACAUCGAAUUUGCCCCCAAAAUAGCCUACAGAUUCAUUCCAUCUGCUACCUGUUGGUAGCUGGCGAAUGCGAUGAUUGUGUAUAAGCUGCUGGCGAUCUCGGUAUAUUCGCAUCCUCCGCCAGCACCGGAAACGCUCGAGCAAACGCAUCACCAAGUUUCCAGUUAUUCAAAUUUCUCAAGUGGCGCUCAAAAACGGGAUUAAUUACCAGCUCACCAGAGUCUGGGCUCCUCAGCAACGUAUCAGUGUCAUCGUACGGCCACGAUAAUUCGAGGGUCGUGGUGUACGGGAUGAAGAAGUUUUCAAAGUGGUAGUCGGUCGGAUUAUACAGCCGAACAAGCUUGUCUCGCAUACCGGGGAACGGCAAAUGAUCGAUCCAUGCAGGAUGCGGCGUGAGGAUUUGGCAACGAAGAGGGUGCAUCCACGGCGGCAGACGCUCGUAGUUUUCUCGUGUUGGCGAAACCUGCCAUCGCAUGACAAGAAACAUGAUGUAUAACACGGCUACGCGCUCAGGAAGACCCGAGAUAUCGGGAAAUUUGGCCAGAAUGUCAGUAAAAACGCGCGACAGAGGAUGCGAGUGUACACUCUGCAUGGGGUUGAGGAGCGAUGAGACAGACGGGUAUCGCGGGCCGAUGACGUCUUGUUCAGAAUGGCCUUCCGCCGCACGCUGUUUGCGCUCAUGGAGGAAGUCGAGUAGCAAAGAGUCCAGUGGACAGGUUGGAGCGCUUGUACGCACGGGAGCAGCGUAGCGAGCUAUUGUUCCCAUGUUGGUAUCACUCAGCUCGAUGAGUUCGCCGGGAUCGUCAGACGCUGGGAGUGUUGAGAUGUUGGGGUCUCCGUAGGGAUAUCCCGAUGGCAGUGACUGAUAGGACUGCAUGGCAUGCGCGUGCUGCGCACUGCUUCUGUGAGAUUGCUGCACAUAGUGCUCGUUUGCCGGCUUGGGCGCCUUGCGCGCGUUGAGCAAGAAGUCGAGAUCAAGUCUCUCCUGGCCCAUGUCGAGCGAUAGUUUAUGAUCCCCUGGUUGCUGGUCUGCAUCGCUGUGCAAUCUGCUGGCGGUGGUUGGUGACGGUGUGUAUCCCGGGGUGCUUCUUUGGCUGGACCAAGGCUGAGACACGGGGUGUGUUUGUGUUUGUGUUUGUGGUAGCCCUGGGAGGGUAGAUGAUGAGGCACUAGCACCCAGCAUGGCUGUAUGACGGGACAAAUGGUGCGAAUUA
Molecule: messenger RNA, 3060 nt
Organism: [Torrubiella] hemipterigena
Lineage: Eukaryota; Fungi; Ascomycota; Sordariomycetes; Hypocreales; Clavicipitaceae
Source: the annotation of a GenBank genome assembly